Molecule: messenger RNA, 2841 nt
Organism: Sesamum indicum (sesame)
Lineage: Eukaryota; Viridiplantae; Streptophyta; Magnoliopsida; Lamiales; Pedaliaceae
Gene: ETR1
Product: Signal transduction histidine kinase, hybrid-type, ethylene sensor
Biological process (GO): phosphorelay signal transduction system; response to ethylene; phosphorylation
Cellular component (GO): endoplasmic reticulum; endoplasmic reticulum membrane
Molecular function (GO): phosphorelay sensor kinase activity; ethylene receptor activity; ethylene binding
Source: RefSeq, a predicted model, not a curated record
CCUUCUUGUUUGAAAGAGGAGACAUUAAAGAAAAGCUUAAGCUGCAGUUUACUGCCGUUAAUAAAGUGAUUAUGCUGCUAAUAUUUGACAAACGGAGGCAUUCAACUUGUGUUUUCUUAUCAGAAAAGCUUCUGCUCGAAGAAUAGGGAGAUCCUCUGAGAAUGUUGGUUGUGUAGACAAAAGACUAGAAGGGCUCCAUUGCUUCGUAUAAUAUGGAGCUUUGCAAUUGUAUUGAGCCACCAUGGCCAGCUGAUGAAUUGUUGAUGAAGUACCAGUAUAUUUCAGAUUUCUUUAUAGCAUUGGCUUAUUUCUCUAUCCCUCUGGAGUUGAUAUACUUUGUUAAGAAAUCUGCUGUAUUCCCAUAUAGAUGGGUUCUUGUGCAGUUUGGUGCAUUUAUUGUUCUUUGUGGAGCAACUCACCUGAUUAAUUUGUGGACAUUUACCAUGCAUACAAGGACUGUGGCUGUUGUGAUGACUUCUGCAAAAAUUUUGACUGCUGUUGUGUCUUGUGCAACAGCACUUAUGCUAGUACAUAUCAUCCCUGAUUUAUUAAGUGUCAAGACAAGGGAGCUAUUUUUGAAAAAUAAGGCUGCAGAGCUAGAUAGAGAAAUGGGCUUGAUUCGUACACAGGAAGAAACUGGUAGACAUGUUAGAAUGCUAACUCAUGAAAUCAGAAGCACUCUGGAUAGACAUACGAUACUAAAGACUACACUUGUUGAGCUUGGUCGAACGUUGGGCUUGGAAGAGUGUGCAUUAUGGAUGCCCACACGGACAGGAUUAGAACUCCAUCUUUCCUACACUCUUCGCCACCAAAACCCUGUUGGUUUUACUGUGCCCAUACAACUUCCUGUGAUCAACCAAGUUUUCAAUACCAGUCAUGCUGUAAAAAUUUCUCCAAACUCUCCUGUUGCCCGACUUCGGCCUGCUGGGAAAUACAUGCCUGGGGAGGUGGUGGCUGUGCGUGUUCCACUCCUGCAUCUAUCCAAUUUCCAGAUACACGAUUGGCCUGAACUAUCAACUAAACGAUACGCUUUGAUGGUUUUGAUGCUCCCUUCAGACAGUGCUAGGCAGUGGCAUGUCCAUGAGUUGGAGCUUGUGGAGGUGGUGGCGGAUCAGGUUGCUGUUGCUCUUUCUCAUGCUGCUAUUCUGGAAGAGUCAAUGAGGGCGAGGGAUCUUCUUAUGGAACAGAAUGUUGCACUUGAUUUAGCAAGAAGAGAAGCAGAGACAGCUGUUCGUGCCCGCAAUGAUUUCUUGGCUGUCAUGAAUCAUGAAAUGAGAACUCCUAUGCAUGCAAUAAUUGCUCUCUCAUCCUUGUUACAAGAAACUGAGCUAACGCCUGAGCAACGUCUGAUGGUUGAAACAAUCCUCAAGAGCAGCAACAUUUUGGCUACCCUUAUCAAUGAUGUCCUUGAUCUUUCAAGGCUUGAAGAUGGUAGCCUUCAACUCGAGAUAGGAACUUUUAGCCUACAUUCACUCUUCAGGGAGGCCCUUAACUUGAUAAAACCUGUUGCAUCCGUGAAGAAGUUAUAUGUUACAUUGAGUUUGUCUCCAGACUUGCCCGAGUAUGCUGUUGGGGAUGAAAAACGCCUAAUGCAAGUAGUCUUGAAUGUCGUCGGGAAUGCUGUAAAGUUCACAAAAGAGGGUGGUAUCUCAAUAUCCGCCUUUGUUGCAAAAUCAGAAUCUCUAAGAGAUCCGCGAGCCCCCGAUUUUUUCCCUAUCCCAAGUGAUAAUCACUUCUAUUUACGUGUAGAGGUGAAAGAUACUGGUUCAGGAGUCAAUCCUCAAGAUACUCCUAAGCUAUUCAUGAAAUUUGUGCAGAGCCAGCCACUUGCUGCCAAAAAUUCUAGCGGUAGUGGGCUUGGUCUUGCAAUUUGUAAGAGGUUUGUAAAUCUCAUGGAAGGCCACAUUCGAAUUGAAAGUGAAGGUCUUGGAAGGGGUUCUACUGCUAUCUUUAUUGUUAAACUCGGAAUUCCCGGACGCUCGAAUGAGUCUAAGCUUUCAUUUAUACACAAAGGUCCAGCAAACCAAGUGAAGCCAAAUUUUUCUGGGCUCAAAGUCGUGGUGGUGGAUGAUAAUAGUGUCGGUCGUAUGGUAACGAGGGGUCUCCUCGUCCACCUAGGAUGUGAUGUAUUAGCUAUUGCUUCAGGAGACGAGUGCAUUAGAGUUGUCACUCAUGAGCACAAGGUAGUGUUCCUUGACGUGACCAUGCCAGGCACCGAUAGCUUUGAAGUUGCCGUCCGGAUACAUGAAAAAUUUGCAAAACGUCCAGACAGGCCUAUCAUUGUAGCGCUUACAGGAAACACUGAUAGAACGACGAGAGAGAAUUGCCUGAGGGUUGGCAUGGCUGGAGUCAUACUGAAGCCCGUCUCAGUAGAUAAAAUGAGAAGUGUUCUGUCUGAUCUCUUAGAGCAUGGAUAUCUGGUUGAGUCUCAGUAAGCCAUAGGACAAGUUUGCUGGUCUGAGAGACGAGGUACAUUCUUGUGCCAAAUGGAUUAUAGUGAAUAUAUUGCGCUGAAUCGCCGCCUGUCGAUGGAAGUUAUGGUUGGAAUAAUUUGAAUAGGCGAAUUGAAGGCUGGUUUGAAAUGUGCCGUGAUCGUUAGAAUGACGAUCACGAAAAUUGACAAAAAGUUGUGAAGAUGACUGUUCUGAGGAUUAGUUGCAAGGAUGUAGCUUUGCAUGCACAAGAAGCUGGAGCUCAUUUGACUUUGUUCAACUUCUGUUUCAAUGUAAGAUUUUGUGCAUGCAGUUAGUAAUAGAGAAUUAUGUCCUUGAUAAUAUCUCAGUACUGUGUAAGAAAUAUUAUUAUAGAGGAAUUUAAGAAAAGACAAAUCUUGUUGGCAUU